Molecule: messenger RNA, 2360 nt
Organism: Nycticebus coucang (slow loris)
Lineage: Eukaryota; Metazoa; Chordata; Mammalia; Primates; Lorisidae
Gene: KLKB1
Product: kallikrein B1
Exons: 17
Coding region: 108-2129 (673 amino acids)
Biological process (GO): proteolysis
Cellular component (GO): extracellular region
Molecular function (GO): protein binding; serine-type endopeptidase activity
Source: RefSeq, a predicted model, not a curated record
UAAAUAUUGCCUGAAAUGCCACCUCAGUGCAGCUUGCAGACCGUUCAUUUUUAAGAGACAAGAGAAUCCCUCAUCUCCGGAAACACAAAAGCAAUUUCACUUCCAGGAUGAUCUCAUUGGGGCAAACAGCUUAUGUUGCGGCUUUGUUUACUGCAGUUUCCUGUGUUCAGCCGGGGCCGGGUUUGAACCCGCCACCCUCAGUAUAUUGGGCCGGCACCUUACUGACUGAGCCACAGGCAUCGCCCAGAUGUCUGACUCAACUGUAUCAAAACACCUUCUUCCGAGGCGGGGAUUUGACUGCCACAUACAGCCCAGACGCCCUACACUGUCGGAUGGUGUGCACGUUCCACCCCAAGUGUUUGCUUUUCAGUUUUCUACCAGCAAGUUCAACUAACGACCCAGGGAAAAGGUUUGGUUGCUUCUUGAAAGAUGGCAUUACAGGAGUCCUGCCAAGAGUGCGUCUGAAAAGUGCAAUUUCUGGACAUUCCUUAAAGCAAUGUGGUCAUCAAAUAACUGCUUGCCACCGAGAAAUUUAUGAAGGAAUGGAUAUGAGAGGAGUCAAUUUUAACGUGUCGAAGGUGAACAGUGUUGAAGAAUGCCAAAAGUGGUGCACCAAUAAUAUCCAUUGCCAAUUUUUCACAUACGCCACGCAAACAUUUGACAAUGCAGAGUACCGAAACAACUGCCUGUUAAAGCGCAGUCCAAGUGGGACACCAACCAGUAUAAAGGUGCUGGACAACCUGGUAUCUGGAUUCUCACUGAAGCCCUGCGCACUUUCAGAGAUUGGUUCCCAUGGAGGUAAGAAGAAGGAGGCGUGUGUAGUUCAAGGUUGCCACAUGGACCUUUUCCAGAAUCUGGCAUUUUCAGAUGUUGACGUGGCCAGAGUCCUCACUCCAGAUGCCUUUGCGUGUCGCCUCAUUUGCACCUAUCAUCCCUCCUGCCUCUUCUUUACCUUCUAUACCAAUGCGUGGAACGUAGAGUCUCAAAGAAAUGUUUGUUUCCUUAAGACUUCUCAAAGUGGAACACCAAAUUCUACUACUCAAGAAAACACCAUAUCUGGAUAUAGUCUUUUAACCUGCAAAAGAACUUUGCCUGAACCCUGCCAUUCCAAAAUUUACCCUGGAGUUGACUUUGGAGGGGAAGACUUGAAUGUGACCUUUGUGGAUGGAGCCAGUGUUUGCCAGGAGACUUGCACGAAGACGGUUCACUGUCAGUUUUUCACUUAUUCUCUACUCCCCAAAGACUGCAGGGAAAAAAAGUGCAAAUGUUCCUUAAAAUUAUCUCUGGAUGGUUCUCCAACAAGCAUUACAUAUGGGACACAAGCGAGAUCUGGUUAUUCUUUGAGAUUGUGUAAAGCUGGGGACAGCUCUGUCUGCACAACAAAAACAAACACACGCAUUGUUGGAGGAACGAACUCUGUGUGGGGAGAGUGGCCCUGGCAAGUAAGCCUGCAAGUGCAGCUGGCGGCCCGGAGGCAUCUGUGCGGAGGGUCCAUCAUUGGACACCAGUGGGUCCUAACUGCAGCCCAUUGCUUUGAUGGACUUCCCUUACCAGAUAUUUGGCGCCUUUACAGCGGCAUUUUAAAUCUGUCAGACAUCACAGCAGAAACGCCUUUCACACUAAUAAAAGAAAUUAUUAUUCACCCAAACUACAAAAUCUCGGAAGGUGGUCAUGAUAUUGCCUUACUAAAACUUCGGGCUCCUUUGAAUUACACUGAAUUCCAAAAGCCAAUAUGCCUACCUUCCCAAGGUGACAUGCAUACGAUUUAUACCAACUGCUGGGUGACUGGCUGGGGCUUCUCGAAGGAAAAAGGUGAGAUCCAAAAUACUCUACAAAAGGCAAAUAUUCCUUUGGUAAUGAAUGAAGAAUGCCAGAAAAGAUACAGAGAUUAUGAAAUAACCAAACAGAUGCUGUGUGCCGGCCAUAAAGAAGGGGGAAAAGAUGCUUGUAAGGGAGAUUCGGGCGGUCCCCUGGUCUGUAAACACAGCGGAAUAUGGCGUUUGGUCGGCAUUACCAGCUGGGGUGAAGGCUGUGGCCGCAGGGAACAACCCGGUGUCUAUACCAAAGUUGCUGAGUACGUGGACUGGAUUUUAGAGAAAACACAGGGCGGUGGUGGAGACACUCUGUAAGGAGGAGCCAGGUCUGUGGCUCUGUUGUUGCCACUGUGUUCAGAUGUCUGCAGCAUGUGGACAAUGGUGUCCACCUGUCAUGGGGAUAAAAAAGUGUGUACAAGGCUGCUGAGGACGUGUCCACUGAGGCAUGCUCCCACAUCCGGGAAUGGGGUGCUAAGCAUGGGAGAUCCCCACUGAAGAUCUCCAUGGUUCUUGUGAAAUAAAAUGGCAAAAGAGCAUGAUUAACAA